Messenger RNA from Paramecium tetraurelia, 2136 nucleotides. RefSeq lists its product as uncharacterized. The transcript has a single exon. Lineage: Eukaryota; Ciliophora; Oligohymenophorea; Peniculida; Parameciidae. The record is from RefSeq and is a predicted model, not a curated record.
AUGGAAUUACCACAAUAAACUUGUUUGAAUGCUUUACUAACUUAGGAAGAUUCAAUAAUAAUAGACUGCUACAAUUUGACUAAUUUAAAUAUUUAUAAUUAUCAAGAGAAUGCUUGGACUAUUGUUUAUUCAGUAUUAGUUCCAUAAAAACCAAAAAAUACUGACCUUAAAACAUUUACUAGUAAUUCUAUUAAUUCUAUUCUAUAUGCAUAAUAUUAUGAUGACUAUGAUAUUUUAACUCAGUUUCAAUUUAGUCAAAAUUUAUUAUAAAAUAUUUCUAUUUGGAUAUAACCAUUUAUUAACUUUAUAGUUUCUAAUAAAUCCUAAUCUCAAAAUGCAAUUUACUUAUGGAAUAAUAAUACUUUGUAUCAAUUAAAUGUUAAUGAAUAUGGGUUGAAUUCAACAAAUAUUAUUUAUAGAUUUCCCUCUUAAAUCAUGGCAGUUUAAAUAUUCAAUCCAUAAAUAAUAUUUUAUGAAUGCGAUACUUUAUAAAUAAUUCUCAAAGAUUACAGCUUUGAAUAGCAUGUAUGUUAUUAGUAUGCAGCAUAUUCAUAUGGUUAAUAUAAAACUAUUAUUCGUUUUAACUAAAACUCAUCAAUUUUCUUAAGCAAUUAGUUCUUAAUUGUAAAAUACUUUGAUCUAAUAGAAAUUUAUGAGAUUGAAACAAGUUAAAAGAAUUACUAGAUUUACAAAAAUAAUACAAAGUUUAAAUAGAAUUUCAAAUUGACUGGAGAGCUACAAUUAAAUUCUUCAUUAGCUUAAGUUUCCUUUGAUUAUAAUAGCAAUUUGUUAUUUAUAUUUAGUGAUACUUAGAUUUCGACUUAUUAUGUAGAUUAUUCUAAGAUAAAAUUUGAGUCUCAUUAGAAUUAAACAAAUUAUCAAUUUAUUAUUCAAGGAAGCCCAUAUUAGACAAAUUAAACUGAUGCUUCUAAGUGCUAAAACUGCAUGGUAUAGUUAAAUGUUACUGUUCUCUCAAUUAAUGAUAAUAACAUAUACUUAACUUAUGGGUUUCGCGAUUAAAUUUUGUAUUAAUUUUAAACUCAAAUUCCUCAUCUAUAAUCAAUCUUACAAUUUUCAGGUUCCCUCUUAACUGUAAAUUUUUCAGUAGAAAAUUCAAGCCUUGGAUACUUUAAUGAUAUAACAUUUUAAAAUGUAGGCUCCAUAAAUUAAUCAUUUCAAAAUUUAUAAUUUCUAAAUAAAAGUUAUGCUGUUGUAAUAAUAAACCAAAAUAUUUUGUUAUUAAAUAUAUAAACUUUUGGAAGUCAAUUUUAUUUCAAUUUUACUUAGAAUUUUACAAUUAAUUCUCCGAUAAAUAGAAUUAAUAAUCAAAUCUAAGGUUAUUGUUUUUUGAAUGAUAUUUAUUUUGGAGUUUAAAUUAACAGUUAAUAAUUAUUUAUAUGUAAUCAUUGUUAAGAGUUUGAUAAUGUAACAUCUAUUUUAUCUUUUUAACCCUUUUAAUAAUUCUAUUUAUUUUAUUAAUAGAUUGUACUUUUACUUGAAUCAAAUAUAAUAUAAAUAUGUCGUUUUAAUGGAAUUUGCAAUAAUUUAAAAAUUAAAGAUCUUAUAAAACCAGUAGGUUUAGCAUUAAAUUAACAAUAAUAAUCAUCGACUUUAUUUAUUAAUGAUAAUUAUAGUGACAUUAUUGUUGGAUAAAUUGCAUCUUCAAAUUAUUAUUAUAUAAUAAAUAGUAUUAUACAUGUCAAAGCUCAAGUAUAGGAUAUUAAGAUUGUAAAUAAUCGGUUGAUAUUAAGUUAUUAUUGCUAAUAGAAUUAAUUUGUUUGUUUUUAAGUCUGGAAUGUUGCAAACUUGAACUCCCCAUAUUUUGAAAAGAAUUUGAGAAGUAUUUAAGACUCAAAUAAUAUUCAAUUAUUUGCUGAUAAUUUAUUUUAUUAUGUUCAAACUAAUGAUUAAAUCUAUGUUUAUUAUCCAUUUGUGCUUGAACAUUCUUCAUUAUUUUAUACAUUUGACUAUAAUGGAUCCUAUUUUACAACUACUUCUACUAUAGAUAGAUUCAAUCUUAUUAGUGGUGCUUCUUAAGAUGGCGCUUUGAUAUCAUUCAAUUCUUAAUUUUAUGAGUUAUCUCCAACUUUAGUAUACUUUUAUCAACCUAAGAACACAGAAUAUGAUCACGAAUGA